Anopheles coluzzii is the source of this 1201-nucleotide messenger RNA. It is a transcript of the gene Sec13, whose product is annotated as protein SEC13 homolog. NCBI's taxonomy places the organism in Eukaryota, Metazoa, Arthropoda, Insecta, Diptera, Culicidae. The record is from RefSeq and is a predicted model, not a curated record. Gene Ontology annotation, molecular function: protein binding; structural molecule activity. The coding region runs from base 138 to 1109 and encodes 323 amino acids. Gene Ontology annotation, cellular component: nuclear pore outer ring; COPII vesicle coat. Gene Ontology annotation, biological process: positive regulation of TOR signaling; COPII-coated vesicle budding; protein import into nucleus. The transcript has a single exon.
AUUGUGUCAACAGCGCGCGCUGUGUUUUUGUUCCACGUCAAAUAUCAGUGGUAAAGUUUUCCAAAACACACUCCCGCAGCGGCCCCUAAUUUUGCACCCAUUUCUUGCGACAAAUUUUGCUCACCCGCACCCGCAAAAUGGUAUCCGUGCUCAACACGAUCGAUACCGGCCACGAGGACAUGAUCCACUGUGCCGAUGUCGAUUACUACGGGCUCCGGUUGGCCACCUGCUCCUCGGACAAUUCGGUCAAAAUUUUCGACAUCAAGAACGGUGCCCAGACGCUGGCGGCCGACCUGAAGGGUCACGGCGGUCCGGUGUGGCAGGUGGCCUGGGGCCACCCCCGGUACGGUAACGUGCUGGCCUCCUGCUCGUACGACCGCAAGGUGAUCGUGUGGAAGGAGGCCGGCCCGGGCGACUGGACCAAGUGGUACGAGUACAGCAACCACGACUCGUCGGUAAAUUCGGUCGCCUGGGCACCGGCCGAGUAUGGGCUGGUGCUGGCGUGCGGCAGCUCCGACGGUUCGAUCUCGAUCCUGACCGCCAACGUGGAGGCCGGCACGUGGGAUUGCAAGAAAAUCCCGAACGCGCACACGAUCGGCUGCAACACGGUCAGCUGGUGCCCGGCGACCGUCCCCGAGCCGGCGUUCGAUCAGCGCCCGAGCAAGACGAACCUCGCGGUGAAGCGGCUGGUGUCGGGCGGGUGCGACAACGCGAUCAAGAUCUGGAAGGAGGACGGCGAUCGCUGGGAGGAGGAGAAGCGGCUCGAACUGCACUCGGACUGGGUGCGCGAUGUGGCGUGGGCACCGAGCGUCGGUAUGCCGCGGCACCAGAUCGCCAGCUGCUCGCAGGACCGGCGGGUCGUGAUCUGGACGAGCGACGAUCUGGCGAACUGGCAGCCGGCCGUCCUGCACAACUUCGACGACGUCGUGUGGAACGUGAGCUGGUCGCUGACGGGCAACAUUUUGGGCGUGUCCGGCGGCGACAACAAGGUGAGCCUGUGGAAGGAAACGGCCGAGGGCCAGUGGAUCUGCAUCAGCGAGGACACGAACAGUGCGUCCACCGGGGCGGCGGCUCAGAACAACUUCAUCCCGGAACAGCGAACACUGUAAAAGGGCGGCCUGUGCGUUUCUUUUUUUUCAACCGGUUAAGCUUGCGUAUUCCAAUGUAACUAUGUAAUCAAUAAAAUACUUUUAAAUAUUAA